AUGGAAGAUAGAAAUAGAGUUUCCUUACAAGAUAUCAUUAUUGUUUCAAUUUUAAGCUUUGCUUGCAUUUCUUUUUUGAUGAUUGCAAUUCAAUCAGUCCCACAAAAGAGCUGAGGCUAUGUCUUGAUAUAUGGAUUUGCUUCUUUUAUGCUGGUUUUACCUUUGUCAUAUUUUUUCCUCAAAUUAUGCUUAACUCCCCCCCCCCCCCUCCGUGAGCGAACAAAAAAAUUUUGUUCACUCACGGAGGGGGGUUAAUUUUUUUUUUAAAAACAAUUUAUAUAUAAAUUUUAUAAAAAAAUAUUUUUUUCGAAAUUUAAAAAAAAUCCUAAUUUGCAAAAAUUGGGAAGCAAAUACUAAUUUAAUUUGCAAAAUUUAUGUUUUAAAAACGCAAUUUGUUUAAAAUUAAACAGAAUUAGCUCUAGAUUUCAUUAUACUAAUUAUCACUUAUAUAGCAAAAUUUUUUUCUAUUAAAAUUUUUUCUAUUAAAAAUAUUUUUGUUCACUCACGGAGGGUGGGUUUUUGGUCAAAAAAUGGCGAUUUUUCUAAUGGUUUUGUUCGCUCACGGAGGGGGGGGGGGAGUAAGAAGAUCGCAUAUCACGAUUAUGGAUUCCCCCUAUACUUAA
Molecule: messenger RNA, 623 nt
Organism: Blepharisma stoltei
Lineage: Eukaryota; Ciliophora; Heterotrichea; Heterotrichida; Blepharismidae
Source: the annotation of a GenBank genome assembly